AUGCCCGCGACGCGUCGAGCCGCCGUGUUCUUCCUCGAUGCGGUGCAAACUCGUCGCGCUCGCACUGCCGUUAGCCGCAAGCCAAACGAACACCAGCGGCGACGCGGCGACGACUGCGUCAUACUAGCGUCCAGCGAGACGUAACG
Molecule: messenger RNA, 146 nt
Organism: Soboliphyme baturini
Lineage: Eukaryota; Metazoa; Nematoda; Enoplea; Dioctophymatida; Soboliphymatidae
Source: the annotation of a GenBank genome assembly